AAAUGCACUCAGCAAUUGUUUCUCCUUUAUUCUAACCAAACAAAAAAUACUUACUAUAAAUUUGUGUUUCACAAUAUAUAAUGGGUAGCCUCUCACUGGAAAUGGAUUUUGAGCCAUUACCCAUGACACCCAGAAGUUUAGCGAUGACACCCAGAAGUUUAGCACGGCGAAGAUUGUUUCCGAAUGUGGAGAACAAGAAACAGCAGGUGGCACCACCAGGCGCAGGGCCAAGGAAGAACUUACAACUUGAGGUGAUGGAGCCUGGCUUCAAGAAUGAUGGUCCUUCUUUGGACACUAUCUUGGUCAAUUAUUUGGACACACUUACCCAACGAGUCAAUUUUCAUUUAGGUUAUCCGGUCAACAUAUGUUAUGAUCACUAUGCAACUUUAGCACCACUUUUACAGUUUCACCUAAACAAUUGUGGUGAUCCUUUCCUUCAAAACACUGUCGAUUUCCAUUCUAAAGACUUCGAAGUAGCAGUUUUGGAUUGGUUUGCACAACUGAAGCUACUAGAAGAUUACAAAAUUAUUGACAUGGUAUCAAAGCUUCUGGUUGCGAUUGAAGACCAGUAA
This is a messenger RNA of Solanum stenotomum, 572 nucleotides long. Its product is annotated as histidine decarboxylase-like. Bases 81 to 572 code for a protein of 163 amino acids. The transcript is spliced from 4 exons. The record is from RefSeq and is a predicted model, not a curated record. Lineage: Eukaryota; Viridiplantae; Streptophyta; Magnoliopsida; Solanales; Solanaceae.